GAAAAAAGCAAUGAAGAAAGUGAAGAAGGCAAAAAAACCGUCCAAUGUUAGGAUAAACUGGUUUGGUGAAAAAAAGACAUAUUGCUGGGAUAUUGCUAUUCGGAAUUCCAGGACCAAAAAGGACAAUGUUCAGCAUUUUCCAAGGGAAGUAGCAAAAGAGUGCUUGAGGAAGAAUCAGAAGGAGAUAACAAUUAGAGAUGUUGACCUCCAUGUUGAAUUCAAGUGUACAAUCAAGACAACAAAGCGUAUGGGGGUACCAAGCCCAUCGGAGAAAUACAUGACUCAAGGAUGGUAUAACUAUGUGAACACGAAAAGAUUCGCAAACGGCGACACGUUGUUGUGUCAAAUGGAUCGAUUUUCUCCGUAUCUCUCCGUAUCUCUGUCAUGGGGGGGGGGGGGUCUAACAGAACAUAUAAUGUGGAUUUAGUUUUUGUAUGUGAUAUAUUUAUAAGUUAUUUGUAUGUUAUGGAUAAUGGUU
Molecule: messenger RNA, 478 nt
Organism: Vicia villosa (hairy vetch)
Lineage: Eukaryota; Viridiplantae; Streptophyta; Magnoliopsida; Fabales; Fabaceae
Exons: 2
Coding region: 11-427 (138 amino acids)
Source: RefSeq, a predicted model, not a curated record